AACUGAAGGUAUGUGAACGAACAGGGCACGAGCCGUAAAAGCUCCUAGAACAUUAGAGAACUAACAGCUUGCAUCAGCUCGUUUUAUUUUGUGACAAUCCAUGAAAUGUUUUAGAAAUGCGCGUGAAUGUCGACACGUGUCCUAUAUUUUGAUGGUGCUGGAGUUCCCAAAUUUGCUUCAUGAUACAAAUUAAGAAUUGCCUGCGGAAAUAGAUCGUUCAAAUUUACAUCUCGCGAAAUAGUUCGUUCAUGAUUCAUUAAUGAUGUUUUGUAUUUUUCGUUUCAAUUGAAUUGCUACGAAACUUUUAUUACUUUUGAGUUGAACUUGCAAAUUGAAAGAAAGAUUAUUAGUGAAGGUGGCAAUCGCUGUUAAGUGUCAAUAUGCUGCCAACAUUAAAUACAUCAGCUGUGUUUUGGUUGGGGUUUGUCCAGGAGGAGAGCUCUUGGAUUUGACAGUCCAAAGAGUAUAUUGUGAGUCUGCAGUGAUGAAUGUUGUGAUGUAGAAUGUUUCAUAUGACAUAACUUGAAGGCGAAGAAAAUAAUGUUUUAUUUUAAAAAAGUGUUGAUGAGAAAUAUUACCGUUUCACUGCUUAGUAUUCUGGAGUUAUAUUUUAUUACAACUUUGCUCUCGAUGUGUGUCAGUUACGACGAUUGGGAUGUGAACCGUGAAUAAUCUGCAGUUGCGUGUAUAAUGCGAAGAUAAUAACAUGAAUAUUACAUUAAACGCCAAAAAAUGAAGAUAUGGGACCCCAACUAUUGCUUCCUGUAAAAUGAUAGGCGAUCCUGUUAUAUAACCUAAUUUUGAUAACUGCAUUUACCUAUCGUGCCAACAACCAAUCUUAUAUUAACGUAUUAACAUUAAAACUGGUAUUUUUAUAUGUUAUAAACUACUUUUGGCUAUAAAAAAAUUCUGUGAUGUUUAAAAAUGCAUAACAAGCAUACGCAAGAAAUGAAUGCAAGUCUUGCCCAAGAAUUCAGGAAAUUUAGUAGAAAUUGUCAUCAUCUAAAGCAGAUAUUACGUGAAACACAACACAUUUUAAGUGAAAUAAAUGAAACUAAUGUUUAUUGUGGAGAGAACUUCCAAGAUCAAGUUCUUAAUGCUAGAAUAGUAAAGAAGUUGGAAGGUAUUCUUGAUUGUGACCCUGCUUUGAUUGUAUUGGGCCAUAAUUUCCAAGCAAGAUCUGUGGUAAUAAAUUCACUUUUAAAUGAAACUCUCUUACCUUCUAGCUCUGAAUGUCAGCAAUGGAUACAGAUAAGUUAUGGUCUUGCAAACACUAUUACAACAUGUGAUGGUUUUGCUGGUAUUACUGACAAAAGUGUUGAUUCUCUGGGAGUCACAGUUUCAGAAAAAUAUUUUAAAAUUCCAAAUGCAUCAGAAGCUUCAUCUGAACAUCCAACAGUACUGGAAAUUCAACUUUCUCAUCCUUUACUAAGAGACAGAGUAAAAAUAAUUACACCUCCUGAUGGAACUUCAUUUAUUCCAUCAAAUUUUUAUAACAUUCUACAGUGUGAAUUAUCAAAAUUAUUGCCAAUAUUAAUUUUUGCUUUUGGUGAAGAAUUGUUGACAGAAGAAAAUAUUGAAGAGCUAAGAGAAUUAAAAGAACAUUGUCCAGACUUUCCAGUUAUUUUUAUCAGAACAUUAGGUUGUUGGCCUCCAAAAGAAUUGGAAAAGAACGACAAAGUGUUGAUGGAAAAUAUUCAAAAGGAUGUUCCUAAAUAUUUCUCUGGACAUGAAUUGUUUAGAGAUACGCUUUGUGAUAGAAGCAGCCCUAGAAAAUCAACUGACAGACAGUUGCUAGCUUUGUUUCAUCAGCUGACCAGUCUUGGCUAUUUGCCAUUACACAGUCCAAAGAAAGGGUCACCAGUAACACACACACAUUGUGAAGAACACUCGUGUAGGACUGAUUUUAUAGAAUCCUUGAGUAAACUUGAUUAUAUGAUUACAUUUAUAAGACGCUGUUUCCAGUCGUACUUGAUUGAAGCUGCGAAUAUUCUGAGCGAUGUUAUUAGUCAAUGUCUACAGCAGUUUAUAUUAUCUGCAUAUGACAUGGCUCGGGAAAUUCAAAUUACACCUUUGAGAAUCCAGUAUGCUCAAGAGAAAGAAGCAGAACUUUUCAGAAAUUUAAUUAUGACUGCAAGUCAAAAACAACAAGAAAUAAGAAAAUUGAUUGAAACCACUGUGACUGACAUGAGAAAUGAUUUAAUGGAGAAGGUACAUAAUUAUUCUUAUUCAGGAGUAACAGUCUCUGAUACAGCCAAAGUGAGAACUCGUGAAGAAGUGAGAGUAGCAACAUCAGAAAUUCAUAACUUAGUACUUAGUGAGCUUAGUUCUGCUGUAACUUCACAAUUAGUGAUGUCAGUGCAUUGCUUUCAAGAAAUUUACUUUGGUACUUUACAGAGGUGUUUGGAAAGUUUGGAAAGAAACUGUCAAAAUUAUGAUGGCAAUUUUCUUGCUAGUGUUGCUUUGAAACAAACUCUUAGUGCAGCCUAUAACUUGAAGCUGAAUGCAACGUCGUCAUCAAGUUUCUUACAUUCAUUUCUGGAUCGUUUGAGAAAGUUAUUGCAUUCCCUUCAGCUCCCAUGGACAUCGCCUCCAUGUCUUGAUGCUUCAUGGAGAAAACAUGUUGCAUCAGAAAUGCUAGAUUCUCUCAAUGCUUCUCAGUUAGCAAAGACAAUAACAACUCAAUUCCGAGAGAAAGUUAAAGCAUCUCAUGAAGCAUUUAGAUUAGCAAUUGUGUCUUUGGAAGAUCAUUAUUCUAGUUAUCUUGAAAGAACUGAAGAACAGAGAGUAGCCAUUCGUAAAUACCAUGCUCCAAAAUUAGCAAGGUUAGCAUUAGAAAGUAUGUCUGUUUGUGAUAUGAUACGUUAUGGACUUCCAAAAUUAGGGAAAGAGUUAGGUCGUGGUCAGUAUGGAGUAGUGUUUAUGUGUGAAUCAUGGGGUGGUGUUGGACCAUGUGCUGUUAAAUCUGUUGUUCCUCCAGAUGAUAAGCACUGGAAUGAUUUAGCAAUGGAAUUUUUUUGCACCAGACGAAUCCCUGAACAUCGACACAUUGUGCAAAUAAGAGGUUCUGUUGUGGACAUUACGUAUGGGGAAGGAGUUAUGCCCUCUGUUCUUUUGGUUAUGGAUAGAUUGUCUCGUGACUUGUACAGUGGAAUCCGUUCUGGUUUAACGUGGUUGGAGAGGUUGCAGAUUGCUAUCGAUGUUGCAGAAGGCCUUCGAUUUAUUCAUUCUCAAGGCUUGGUACAUCGUGACAUUAAGUUAAAAAACGUUUUGUUGGAUUCCAGCAAUAGAGCAAAAAUAACGGAUUUUGGAUUUUGCAUUCCUGAAGCAAUGAUGUCUGGGAGUAUUGUUGGAACACCUAUUCAUAUGGCUCCUGAAUUGCUGUCUGGACAUUACAAUAGUAGUGUAGAUGUAUAUGCUUUUGGUAUUUUGUUUUGGUACUUGUGUGCAGGACAUGUAAAGAUACCAUAUACUUUUGAAAGGUUUCAGAACAAGGAACAACUAUGGACAAGUGUUCGUCGUGGUAUUAGACCUGAAAGAUUACCCUCUUUUGAUGAUAAAUGUUGGGAAUUAAUGGAGCUGUGUUGGGCUACAGAACCUUUCAAAAGGCCUCUUUUGGGUUAUGUAUUACCUCAAUUAGAAGUGAUCCGAGAAGAUUAUAUAAAACUUGGUUUCAAAUAAAAAUUAGAAAUACGCGCUUCCUUGCAGAUCAAUAAGUGACCUUUAAUGACUUUUAUAGGAUUAUUGUUUACCCUUUCUAACUUUGACAUAAUUCUGUUCACACUUGACGAUCGGAAGCUAUAUCGGAAAGAUGCCUGACCUGAAAGCGGACAGAAGGCGGUGCAUAACGUGAGGGAAGAGGAUAGAGAAUAACCUACACGUCAAGGAACAAAACGUCGCAAUGACGGGGCAGUGAUAAUAACGUAGAUUCAUUCAGAAUCGGUCAGAAUGAUGGUGUAGGACGAAUGUAACAAGUAUUUUGAAGUUUAGGUGAAGACAUCGAAUUUCAACGUAUCGAGUCGCAAAGCCUACAAGAAACUCGAAAUGCUGAAGCUUUGUGUUGUGCUCUUCUGUUUUCUUUCUACUAAUGUGGGUGCAAGUCGCCUGUUGAGAAGGGCUGUUGAGCCUGCCCCUUCUGCGGUUAGUCCAGUAUUACAUUCAAAUAAUAAAGCAUUGGACAACACCACCUUAUCACCGAAUUCUACGUCAAAUGUAGAAAUUGCUGUUAGUAAUGGUUCAUUAAUAGUAGUAGUAAAUAAUACGGGCGAACCUACAGAAACAAAGACUGAAGAAAAACCAAAAAGUACAGAAAAUGGUCCUUUAAAUGGUUUGUUUUCUAGAACCCCAACAGGUGCAGCUCUCAGGGGAUUGUAUGUAUUUGUUGGCUUAAGUGCUGUUGUGAUGCUUUAUAUUGCUGUUAAACUUAUUAGGUUGAGAAGAAAAAAGAUGAGAAUUAGAAAGUAUGGACUCAUAGCAAAUGCUGAUGAUGUGGAAAUGACGCCUCUGGGAGCGGAUGAUGAUGAUGAGGAUACAACAUUAUUUGAUGCUCAUAAUCAUAUUGGACGUUGAUGAAGAAAUGAUCAGUGAUUUGGGAACUACACAAAGUGCUUCAAAUAUGCUGUUUCUGUGAGCUAUAUAUUGUAUUAAUAUUUUGACUAACAAGCAAGUUGGACAAUUCUUCCAGAAAGUAAAAUCUAUUUUUGUACUAUCAAGACAUUUGGUAAAGAUACUAUUUAUAUUGUUUUCAUAAAUUUGUAGAAUCUUUAUUGCAUUUCAACCUUGUGUAUUUAUUAAGUUUCUUUGUUAUGCAUUUGUGAGAAGAGUAAAGCAGUAUUCAACAGUGGCCUGAUUCUUUUUUUAAAAAUAUUGUAUAUCUUCUAUUGUUACUGACAAAGGUAAUGUUAUUGUUUUCAUAAUCAAAAUGCCUAAAGAGAUGUUGAUACACUGAUUGCGGUGAGUCAUUUUAGGAUCAGGUGACUCUGUUGCCUAAAUUCUUGUGCGCUUAUCUGUUGGCCUUACUUUAACAUAUUUAUGUGCCUCAGCUUUUUCAAUGUAUAAUAGAGAAGACAUCACAUUAUUAAAACUGCUGCUGGGUAACAUUCAUUGAUGUAUUAAUAUCAGCAUCAUUUAUCUAAUGCAUUUAUAGUUAUAUUUUUGUUACUGUUCUGAAUGAUUUAUAUUUAUUUUUUAGCUUUGCAAUGUGAAUAACAUAAGUAUUGCAAUUUAUUUAUUUCCAUUUCUUUGGUUACUAGGACUGACCGUUAAGAGUAAGAAACAGGCAAAGUUGGUUUUCAUGAAUGAAUUGAUUUGGGCUGUGAAUAUUCCUGUAAAGGAAGUGUUUCUUAACUUUGCCUAAUGCCAGUGUAUGUCAGUGAUAUUACAGUGAUAAUAUAUGUAAAAGUAUGUGAUUGCUUUUUAAUUGGUGUUUAAAUAAGAAUGACAAGUUAAACAUGUAAAACCUCCUGUUCAGACUACGUUUUGUAUUCUUUCUGAUCAGAAAAAUAUUAUCUUUUUCUGUAUUCAAAUUUUCAAUAAAAUAGUGUUUUCUAUAAUUUAGUGUUGUUUUUUUUUCUCUCUCUUUAUUUAGUAACACAAAAUUAUUCUAAUAUCUGUUAUUU
Gryllus bimaculatus (two-spotted cricket) is the source of this 5618-nucleotide messenger RNA. NCBI's taxonomy places the organism in Eukaryota, Metazoa, Arthropoda, Insecta, Orthoptera, Gryllidae. The record is from the annotation of a GenBank genome assembly.